AUGGCAGGUCAGCACCACUACUUUUUCAUUGACACCUUCAGCGAUCUUGAGAGCGUGUUUUGUGGGCAUAUUAGCCAUCUCGAGCACGGACUGUGCGAGUCCAGCAUCAGCUGGCUUGUGCCAACCUCGGGACAGAGCUACAACGCCUUGAAGCGCGAAAUACAACAGCUUCUGGUCAUUGAGCGGCUUUACCGUCUUUUCAAGGGCCAUUAA
Messenger RNA from Colletotrichum truncatum, 213 nucleotides. The record is from RefSeq and is a predicted model, not a curated record. Lineage: Eukaryota; Fungi; Ascomycota; Sordariomycetes; Glomerellales; Glomerellaceae.